AUGCUCACACCGGUCUUCUGGAUCAUUCAUAUUCGUUUUUACAUGUUGAGGGAUUCCGAAGGCAACGAAUUGCUCGUCGAUCAGGAGAUUCCGAGUGCUGAAACGCCAAAAAGUGAUACGGAAAUCAAGAAAUUCGGUUAUGGAUUCGGAUGGACGAAGAUUGGAAUCAUCGAGAGAUUACGAGGAGAAAUUGGGAAUCUAGUGGAUAUUCAGAAUCCAGAAGACGUCGAAAUUCAGAUUGGAAUUCUGAUGAAGGUAUGCGGGGAGAAAUUUUGA
Molecule: messenger RNA, 276 nt
Organism: Caenorhabditis remanei
Lineage: Eukaryota; Metazoa; Nematoda; Chromadorea; Rhabditida; Rhabditidae
Exons: 2
Coding region: 1-276 (91 amino acids)
Biological process (GO): box H/ACA snoRNP assembly
Cellular component (GO): nucleoplasm; cytoplasm
Source: RefSeq, a predicted model, not a curated record